UAUCUUUAUCUGCAUAACAAAUCAUGAUCUUGGUUACUAAUCUGCAGAACUUAAACAGCAGGAGGAGCAGCUUCUAUGUCUUCUUUCUCUCCCACCUUAUCCUUAUCAUUCUCCUAUUACUUCCUAUUCCCCAUAAUGGCUGCUCGCCAUCAGAGAGGGACUCUCUACUACAAUUUCAAUCAAAACUUACCUUUAGCUUCAAUAACAGUAGUCUCAGCUCUUGGGUUACAAGUAAAGACUGUUGUGAAUGGGAAGGAAUCUCAUGUGAUCAAAACGGAUUGGUUACUGAAGUUUCUUUACCACUCGAAGGCCUUGGAGGAAGCCUCUCCAGUUCUCUUGCAGGUUUGCCUCAUCUCACUAAGCUAAAUGUCUCGUAUAAUCGGCUCACAGGCAACCUGCCUACUGAAAUUCUGUCAUCACCAAGCCUCAUCAUCUUGGAUGUCAGCUUCAACCGUCUCUCCGGUCAAUUAUCAAUAUCACCUAUGGGAAACAAAUUCUCCUUGCAGGUUUUUAACCUGUCAAGCAACUCUUUCACUGGCCCUUUCCCUUCUCUGGGAAGUCUUGCUGAAUCUCUUGCUGCAGUAAACGUUAGCAAUAACAACUUUUAUGGCUUAUUUCCAUCCUAUAUCUGUAGUCUAUCUCCUGUUCUCAGAUCAAUGGACUUGUCUCACAACCAAUUCAGUCUUGAGAUUCCCACAGGAUUAGGCAGUUGUUUGCUGCUGACAGAACUUCAAGCAGGCAACAAUAAUCUUUCAGGGCCAAUUCCGCAGGAUUUGUUCGAUAUGACCUCUAUGCAACGCCUUUCGUUACCUUUCAACCAACUCUCGGGGAAUAUUGAUGGCAAACUUAUUACCAAACUCGUAAAUCUGGAAUUCUUUGACCUUAGCUGUAAUCAGCUAAGUGGAAAGCUUCCAGCCUCAAUCAGUCAGAUGACAUCUUUGGAGCAGAUUGUCUUAUAUGGGAAUCAACUAAGCGGAGCGCUGCCUCCAGAAUUAGCCAGCUGCACCAACCUCAAGAUUCUGAAUCUCAGGUUUAACAAUCUCAGUGGUGAAUUGGCUGCAGUUAACUUUUCUGGUCUCUCCAAUCUUAACAUGCUUGAUUUAGGGAAUAAUGAGUUCACAGGAGAUAUACCAACAAGCUUGUUCUCAUUGAAAUCUCUUAAAGCACUACGUCUGGCUAAGAAUUCGCUGAGAGGAGAGAUAGAUCCAGCAAUGGUGAAUAUGCAAGCCCUAACCUACCUUUCACUUUCUGGUGAUGGGCUCAGAAACAUCACAACUGCGCUCCAGAUACUUAAAGAUUGCAAGAACCUUACAGCCAUAAUCCUCUCAAAGAACUUCGUUAGAGAAGCCAUACCUACAAAUACAGAAUGGGCGGGCAGGUACUUUCAGAAUCUUCAAGUCCUGGGUCUGGGUGGCUGCCAGCUGACUGGCCAAGUUCCUCUCUGGUUAUCCAACCUCAGCAACCUCUUGGCGCUGGAUUUAUCAGGAAAUCAGCUCACAGGUCCAGUUCCCGCCUGGUUGGGCUCCUUGCCUUACCUCUUCUAUCUAGAUCUAUCAGGGAACCUUCUCUCUGGAGAGAUCCCACCAGAACUUACAGGACUUCAUGCAUUGACGAUGGAUCAAUUUGAAUCCCGAAUAAAUCAAGGUAUUCUACAGUUUCCAGUCUUUAUCAAACCUGCUAAUGGAUCAGGUUUGCAGUACAAUCAGUUGGCAGAGCUUCCGCCAGCAAUAUAUCUUCAAAACAAUACUCUCCACGGCUUGAUACUCCCACAAAUUGGUCAGCUGAAAAAUCUUCAUGUGCUUGACCUUAGCCACAACAAUUUCUCCGGAAACAUCCCAGUGGAAAUUUGCAACCUCACCAACUUAGAAAAACUGGACCUCUCCACAAACCAACUCAAUGGAGAGAUUCCUUCCAAGCUGAACAGCCUACACUUCCUGGCGUCAUUCAAUGUGUCCAACAAUAAUUUAGAGGGGCCAAUACCAUCUGGCGGUCAGUUUGAUUUAUUUCCACUCUCCAGCUAUGAAGGAAAUCCUAGACUGUGUGGAGCAAUUCUCCUCAAUCAUUGCUCCAACCAUUCAGGAAAUGAUGAUUCUCCAACAAAACAUAUGAGCAAAAAACUCCUCAUUGGUAUGACAUUUGCCAUCUGUUUUGGUGGGGCUUUCAUCCUAAUCAUGUCUGCUUUCACCAUACUGUACAUAAUAAAUGCACAGAAAAGAAAGUAUGCUCGUACUAAUAAGGUAAAAUUUAUUGCAACAUCUGUAAGCUCAUUAUCCAGCCUUCCAUCUGAUGACUCCGUCUUGGUCAUGAUGCCAAAUCCAGUAGACUCAGCCAAGAACAACCUUUCUAUGUCUGACAUCUUGAAGGCUACAAAUAAUUUCGACCAGGAAAACAUAAUUGGUUCAGGGGGAUUUGGGAUGGUUUACAAGGCCACAGUGGCAGAUGGCUCCAAGCUCGCAAUCAAGAAAUUGUCCAGUGACAUGUGCCUCAUGGAAAGGGAAUUCAGAGCAGAGGUAGACGCUCUUUCCAGGGCCCAACACAAAAACCUGGUGUCCCUGCAAGGUUACUGUAUGCAUGGAAGCUCAUGGCUACUUAUCUAUUCAUACAUGGAGAAUGGCAGCUUAGAUUACUGGCUACAUGAGAUGGUAAAUGGCACUUUAAUGCUAGAUUGGCCUACAAGGCUAAAAAUUGCACAGGGAACAAGCCAAGGCCUGCGCUACAUCCAUGAGAUCUGCCAACCACAUAUUGUUCAUAGAGAUAUCAAGUCCAGUAAUAUUCUUCUUGAUGAACACUUUGAGGCACAUGUUGCAGAUUUUGGCUUAUCACGCUUGAUCCUUCCAUACAACACACAUGUGACGACCGAGCUAGUUGGUACCUUAGGCUACAUUCCCCCAGAGUAUGGACAAACAUGGGUUGCCACGUUGAGAGGGGACAUCUACAGCUUCGGUGUUGUGCUUUUAGAGCUUCUCACUGGAAGGCGUCCAGUUGAGCUUUUCAAGCCCAAGGAGUUUGCAGAACUUGUGGUUUGGGUGAGAAAAAUGAGAUCUCAAGGGAAGCAGGAUCAGGUUUUUGAUCUCCAGCUAAAAGGAAAGGGGUUUGAUAAGCAAAUGCUGAAGGUUUUGGAUAUAGCUUGCAUGUGUGUUAAUGAAAAUCCACUCAAGAGGCCCACUAUCAGUGGAGUAGUAGCCUGGUUAGAAAAUGUAGGAGCUGACUUGCAAACAAAGUAAUGGUUUAGUUCCUGUAAGUUAUACUGCAAACUGAAAUCCACAGUAAUUUUAGAAGAUGUCACAUUAGCAUAAAAAUUAUGGAGUGUAUAUAUCAAAAA
Molecule: messenger RNA, 3322 nt
Organism: Phalaenopsis equestris
Lineage: Eukaryota; Viridiplantae; Streptophyta; Magnoliopsida; Asparagales; Orchidaceae
Product: tyrosine-sulfated glycopeptide receptor 1
Exons: 1
Coding region: 24-3224 (1066 amino acids)
Biological process (GO): protein phosphorylation
Molecular function (GO): protein binding; ATP binding; protein kinase activity
Source: RefSeq, a predicted model, not a curated record